AUGUCUAUACCAAAAGCGGUAACCCCGAGCUAGACUCGGGCUUACCAUGCGGCGCUGCAUAGGGAGUCCCUGCAGCACUUACCUUGUCCUUCGCUCCCGCGAUGUGUCCCCUGCAGCGUCCCCGGCCAUCUCCUCCUGGCCAAUGCCGGCAUCCGGCUUCUGUGUUCCGGUUCCCGUGACGUCGGGAUGUACGGGCGCCGCCGGCGGCGGGAAAUUUAAAAAAAUUUUAAAAAUGUCGUUUUUUUUUUUUUUUUUUAUUUUAAAUAUGCUUUGUCCUGUGCCCUGCCUGCAUUUUUACUGUUCUUUC
Staurois parvus is the source of this 307-nucleotide messenger RNA. The record is from the annotation of a GenBank genome assembly. Lineage: Eukaryota; Metazoa; Chordata; Amphibia; Anura; Ranidae.